Molecule: messenger RNA, 15204 nt
Organism: Pomacea canaliculata
Lineage: Eukaryota; Metazoa; Mollusca; Gastropoda; Architaenioglossa; Ampullariidae
Product: teneurin-m-like
Biological process (GO): motor neuron axon guidance
Source: RefSeq, a predicted model, not a curated record
CACACACACACACUGUCUCGAGAGAGGGUAGCACCGGGUGGUACACACAGCCUGGAAGUCAGCGCGCGCUGUCUCGCAGCCCCGCCAGGCCGUGCCGCAUCACCAGCAACAACAGCAGCAGCAGCCGCCGCCGGCAGUACGACUGGGGGCUGGCGUAGCGUCAAGCGCGCUCUCUCGCCACUCUGCUCGUGCUCGGGGUCUGUACGGCGCGGCGCACGCACUCCUCUCACUCACACACACACACGUGGGCCGACCACACGGCCUGUUGACAUCGCUCUGCCGAUACCAGUUUGCUGUGAAUGCCACACACGAGCUGGGGUGCCCUUGUCUGUACCUGCAGUUGCCGCUGCACUUGUGUUCUCCUGGUACCUGUUGUUGCCAGCAACAACUGCCACAACGUCGCCGACCAACUCUUCUUCGCAUCAAUCGUCGUCUGUGUUCACACCCGAAGAAAACAAGUUUUGGCCCCGGACAUGAAGAGUGUUUUGUGGUGAGACAUGCCGAGGACGUUUUGUUGUUUUUAAAGUGAAGUAAUUUAACAACUUUGGGUAAAAGUUUUUUCUUUUUUUUUGUUUUUGUUUUUUGACGGACGCGGAAUGUCCCAAGGCGGAGGGAAACAGGCCCAGGUGUCUCGUCUUCUGCCUCGUCUGAAAUGCUGAAUGCGACUCGAGGGAGUGUUUAAAAUCAGGCGCAGCAUGCUGAUGCACGUGCGAUGACCGCCGUGGAAUACUGGAACCGCGGUAACGCAAGCGGCACGUAAGACGACGAGGAGGGCAGAACUUUCUCCUCUUUCCCCAUUCCCCAUUCCCCGGCAUCGCGUGGCACUCGUGUUCUUUUGUAAUGCUCCCAGCCUCCCCCUCCUCUACUCACCCACCACCUCCUCCUCCUCCUUGGGGCAGGCGUGGGUAUGGAAGUGAGUGAGUGAGUCGCAGCCGCCACAGCAGCCUGGUGUUCUCCCCGUGCGCCUCCGCCACCUCACUCCGGCUCUCGAGAGGAGAAUAGCAUGAACGCCGCAUCCUCCAGGGGUGUCGGGAGUCUCUCUCUGGCGCGCGCCCACAGCCCGCUCCCUCCCUCCCACCUACCACAACUGGAGUGAAGCCAGCGGCAGCAGAAAGGCAGAGAUGAAGAACCAUCCUCUCCUUUUGAUAUGUUGGCCAAGUAUAUGAUCUGGACUGGAAGCGACUUAUUAACGGACUGCAGUGUUGUCAGUCACAGACGGCUGGCGGUCACAGCUACAUGUGAGUCCACAAGGGAGUGAAACGCUGUCAGAUUCUCCACACGAGUUGCUUUCCCUGCAAGGAAGUGAAUUCAAAGACAUGUAAAUUAGACUAGGUCGGCCAGAAGAGGAGAGACAGAGAGAGAGAAGAAAAAAAAUCCAAACAAACGAACCCGCAAGCGAGAUGAUCACAGAUACAAGUUAUUUUUCUCUUUUUCUCAUCCAGUGAUUAACAUGUUGACUGAUUCUUGUGGAAGCUUGUGGAUUCUGGUGUAGAGACGGAGAGAAACCAUUGACUUUUUUUCUCUCUUCUCUGCAGACGCCGUAUUUUGACCGCGGGUGAACGAGUGAGUGGACUUACCGGAGUUGCCACUCCCCUCCCCUUCCUUCUUGUGACAUGGACGUGUGAUGGAGUUUGUGUGAUUCCGACCAGAACUGUGGAUUUCAUUUCUUUCAGACAAUGACGCCAUCCAGAAUGCUGUGAGACGUGUGGCCACAUAAUGGAUUCGAACCUCAGCAACAAAGCCAAGGCUGGCACUCGUGCGCAGCGCAAGACUCGAACAAAGAACCGCGGCAGUCAGACCUGCAGCUCCUCCGAUGACGACUUCCACUCUGACGACAACCUCCGACCUUACGAAGAGGUCAAGGUGGCCUACCACGACAAGAAGCUGACAGGUCUGGGCCUGACGCCCGAUGAGCAUGCGGUGUCGCCCCUCGUGCCGAGCAGUGCCGUGGGUCCGCCCUUACCCCCCGGACCCUCUUCCUCCGCAUCCAUCUCCACCCGCGCUUGCCUGGCCUAUAGCUACGGCUCCGACGACGAGGGCGACACCCUCGCCGCCCGCAGCGCCCCUUUGCUGGCGCAGGGGAGAGCACCCAUGCAGCACGACCGCGUCGUGUACGAUCCGCCCUGGGAUCAGAAAAACUUUGAGCAGAUUAGACAUAGGCCGCCGCACGCUACCUCGGAGUCCGACGAGGACAACCGCCACGCCCAGCUGCGUUACAGCCACUCAGGGACACUGCCGAUGCCCCCGCCGACCUUUCCCCCACCGCCACCGCCACCCAUUCAAGACAUUCCACAGCGGAGCCCCGCGCCUCACCGUCAGCACUCGUUCGGACCAUCCAUGCGCGGCAACUACACCGACUCGGACUUCCGACGCCAGCAGCCCUUCUCCGACGGCGAGGUGGAGGUGGAGAACCCCUACAUGGUCCAGAACAACCCAGGCAGCGCCUUCACUACAGCAGGGGAUGUAGGACCCAGGUUUCCACGCACAGUGCCGAGGUCUGGGUCGGUGCCAUCGUGUCGUGGUCAGCCGAUGGACAUCGGCAGCCUGCACAGUCAGGGCUACAACUCCGACACCUACCCCUACCACUGCCCCAACGAGGCCAACCACGCCGCCAUGCUGGCCAGCAGCGUCGACAGACAAGGGUCGAACUACGCGCAGUUCGGACUGCCCAGCAUGCCCCCAGGCUCGUACCCGCCGUCGAACGACUACACCUACUACUCCAAGUUCAGCACGGCCAGCCAGCGCAUGAAGAAGCAGCUGAGUCAGCGCUGCACGUGGAAGUGCACGGCCCUGCUGCUGCUCAUCAUGUGCGUGGCCCUGCUUGCCUGCUCCGUCUACUUCGCCGCCAUGUCCAUGUUCGAGGAGGGUAAGGUGGCCAAGGCGGACAUCGCACAAGAAAAUCAUGGAUUGAGCAGAGGUUCGGACUCGUCCAGCAAUUCUCGCCAGCCCACCUUUAAACCUGGUCAAGGUGCAAAUCUUCCAGUUCCUCAGACAACACCCAUUCCACAAGACAUUGACACUGGGCGUCUAAUCGAGACGACUAUCCCCCCGAAAUCGUUCUGGCAGAACCGUUUGGAACAAGAAAAUGGCGGCUUUGUAAAGCUGAAUUUCUCUAUGUCCGGCGAGGCCAUUCUUGGGGUCUACGGACGCCAGAGCACCCCUCCCACUCACAUACAGUUCGACUUCUUCAAAGUCCUCGACGGCAGCCGACUUGGGGAAGCGGUCAAAACGAGCGGCGGUGAGUCGCGGAUGUACCUCUCCAAACUGUGCUCUCGAGUUAUUGGACAAGGCUACGGAAACGAUUUCAGUAGCAAGGAAACGGCUGUGAUGGAGUACAUGAAAGAAGGGGUGUGGUUUAUCGGGGUGUUCAACGAUGCCGACACUCCCCAGACUGUGGGUUUUAUUGCCAACCAUCACGCUGUCCGCAGUGAAUGUCCACACAACUGCAGCGGACGCGGGGACUGUGUGGAUGGCGAGUGCCAGUGCUGGGAGGGGUACCAAGGCAAAUACUGCUCUCUGGACCAGUGUCCUGUGGUGUGCAACAACCAGGGGGAGAUAGUCGAGGGCCGGUGCCGCUGCUUCCAAGGGUUCAAGGGUCCCGACUGCAGUCUUCGUGAGCACAUGUGCGUCGUGCCCAACUGCAAUGGCAACGGACAUUGCAUCAACGGACUCUGCGUCUGUUUGCAGGGCUUUCAGGGUCCUGACUGCGGAAUCGUCGACUGCCUUCUGCCUAACUGCUCUGGCAACGGGGUGUGCCUCCACGGACAGUGCCAGUGCUUUAACGGUUAUAAAGGCAGCGACUGUAGCCUCGCAGACAAAAUUAAUGUCACUCUCGUAUGCGCUAAAAACUGCUCUGGACACGGGGUGUUCGAUGUGGAUGAAGGCGCUUGCGUAUGUGAACGCCACUUCACCGGGGAUGACUGUGAGACAGAGGUGUGUCGUCUGGAGUGUGUAAACGGCCACUGCCGUAACCAGCGCUGCAUCUGCGACCGCGGGUGGACAGGGGCCCUGUGUGACCAGCUGCAGUGCGACCACCGCUGCCACGCCCACGGCUUCUGCGCCAACGGCUCCUGCAUCUGCAGCAAAGGCUGGAACGGGAAGCAUUGCACAAUCGAUGGUUGUCCUAACGAUUGUAACGCUCAUGGAGAAUGCAUACGUUAUCAAGAAACCUGGAAAUGCGAGUGCCGGAACGGCUGGAAGGGUGAGGCCUGCGACCUGGCACGCGAGACCAAGUGCGUGGACAGAGUGGACAACGACCAAGAUGGACUUCUGGACUGUUUGGACCCGGACUGCUGUGACAGCCCUGGCUGCGAAAACAGUCUCUAUUGCCGCACGGCUCCCGAACCCAACGACAUUCUGUUGAGCAAAGACGCCCCUUCCCCAACGGCGUCUUUCUUUGACCGCAUGCGCUUCCUGAUUGAGGAGAACAGUGUCCAGAUGGACGCCACCCGCAAUUCCUUCAACGAAAGCCAAGUUUCUGUGAUCCGAGGGCGAGUUCGAACCCUAGAUGGCACUCCACUGAUAGGGGUUCGUGUUGGUGUUGUCACACAACCCAUGUAUGGCUUCACACUGUCCAGAGCAGAGGGCCAGUUUGAUAUUCUGGUGAACGGUGGUGGAUCUGUGAAGCUGGAACUGAUGAGAGAUCCAUUCAAGACAGUGACAGCCAGUGUCCUGGUGCCAUGGAAUCAAAUUAUCACCAUGGAUACAGUCUACAUGGUGCUUGAUGGGCAAACACCACCCCCUACCUCCCCAAAAUCUUGCAGCGCUGAGCAUCCGCACUACAACCUGCGUCCAGUUGUUCUGUCCACCUGGCAACACACCCAGCUGGGAGCUUGUCCAGAUCAUAGCACCAUUAUACCUGAGUCUCAGGUUCUUCAGGAGAGCAUUCCUUUACCUGGUACAGAUGUGCACCUGGUGUAUCACAGCAGCGAAGCCACGGGUUACAUGUCCCUUAUCUUGAUCCAGAUGACUCCAGACACAGUCCCUCGCCUGCUACAUCUUGUGCACCUCAGAGCAGCAGUGGAAGGGGUGGUACUGGAGAAAGUAUUUGAAGCAGAUCCCAACCUCAAAUACACAUUUGCCUGGGACAGACUUAAUGCAUAUAAGCAAAAGGUCUAUGGCAUUGUGACCGCAAGAGUAUCUGUGGGUUACCAGUAUCAAGGAUGUGAUUACAUUUUUUGGGAGACACGCAGCACUACAGUUAAUGGUUAUGACCUGACAGCAUCUUACAUUGGUGGCUGGAAUCUGGAUAUUCAUCACAUGUACAAUUAUCAAGAAGGAAUUCUUCAUAAAGGAGAUGGCACCAAUAUUUAUCUGAAGGAGAAGCCCAAAACCUUGGUAAACAUUCUAGGCAAUGGGGAAAGACGAAAAUUAAACUGUGAUGACUGCAAUGGCCAAGCACAAGAUAACAGACUUCUUGCUCCUGUAGCUCUGGCCUCUGGACUUGAUGGCUCACUUUACGUGGGUGACUACAACUUCAUACGGAAACUCUCACCUGACCGUGAAGAGAUUGCAAGCAUCUUGGAAAUGAGCACAAGGUCUACUCACUACAAGUUCUACAUGACCGUCAGUCCUGUGGAUGGACGGCUGUACAUCUCAGACUACAUGAGUUACAAAAUUAUUCGUGUGAAAACAAUGGGACCUGUACGUUCACUGACUGAUAAUUCCGAGGAUGUGGCAGGCAAUGGGGAGGAGUGCACACCAGGGGAGGAAAACCUGUGUGGAGAUGGGGGACUUGCCAUCCAGGCACGCCUGCGCUACCCCAAAGGCAUUGCCAUUAGCAAGGAUGGCGUGAUCUACGUAGCUGAUGGACCCAACAUUCGACGUAUUACACCAGAUGGAAUAAUCAGCACACUGAUUGGCUCUCAGGAUCAACCACGUGACUGGACACCCAUGCCUUGUGAUGAUGUCCUCUAUGCCGAACGAGUGAGACUAAAGUGGCCGACAGCAUUGGCCAUCAACCCCCUUGACAACAGCUUGCACAUUCUAGACCACAGCAUUGUCCUGAAGCUGACAGCUGACUUCAAGCUGGUGACUGUUGCUGGACGACCCAUCUAUUGUCCCCUGCGCCCUACAAACUUUCUGCCUGAGGGAGUUUUGACUGACGACGAACAAGCAUCAAGCAUUGCGGAUCGUGUCACGCUGGUUUCACCAGAAAGCAUCACAUUUGGGCCUCAUGGAGAUCUAUACAUCGUGGAGAGUGACACCCACCACAUCAAUCGGGUCAGGGUUGUCACCACAGACGGUCGCAUCCACCAUUUUGCUGGUGCCAAGUCAAAGUGCGACUGCAAGCAGACAGACAGAUGUAAAUGCUAUGAUCAGCGGGAACUAUUGGCAGCCCAGGCAUUGUUCAGCUAUCCUACUUCAAUUACAGUUACACCUGAUGGCGUUUUACACUUGGCAGACAUGGGCAACUUGCGUGUCUUUUCCAUUGUUUCUCAAUUACCCACCUUGCAGUCUCGACACUUUGAAGUAGUCUCCCCUGAAACACAGGAAAUCUACGUGUUUAACUAUUAUGGCCAACACAAGCACACCAUCAACAUUCUAACCAACCAGUAUAUGUACAACUUUACAUAUAACGUCUUCUCUCCUUAUGGACGGCUGGUAGCUGUAGAAGAUAGCGCAAGUAACAAGAUCCAGAUCAGGCGAGACUAUCAGUCACAGGUGAAAACCAUCAUAACGCCAAACAAUGCUUCUUGCAAUCUCAUUAUGGAUAAUCGGCGGCGCCUCUACUGCUUCCAAGCUCCAGACAACCUAGUCGCAACAUUUACCUACAUGGGGGACACAGAACUACUGGAAUCAAAGCACACUUCAGAUGGUCAGACUUUCAAGUAUGAAUAUGAUGACAUGGGUCGGCUGGAGAGAAUCUCACAACCUACUGGGGCCAUAACUGUGCUGCAGACAGACGUGAAUGCCACAGGUUCCAUUGUUCAUGUCACUACUGAUAGGAGCGAUGUGGUGGCCAUGGCCACCUAUGGGAGCGUGCAAUCAGUCAUGCAUGGUUCCACCCAAACCAAAGUUACAUACUUGCCUGAUGGAGCUGUUGUGGUGGUGUUUCCCAGCAACUUAACUGUUGCUAUAGAAACAGGUGGUCAUCCAAUCAUGGAGAACGAGCAUCGCAUGCAUUACAAACGCAAAGUGAUUGUUCCUGACUACUAUGUACAUCGACUGGAAUGGAGGUUCUACCUGAGGCGCAGGCAGUCCACCCGACAGACCCGCGUGAUAGAAAAGAUUGGGCACCGCAUGCGGGUAGGGGCGCUGUCUCGCCCAGCGAGAAUGCAUGACAGGCAUGAAGAAGGGAGCAAGGAAAAGGCCCUCUUGAUCAAUGGUGAAAACUUGCUUACUGUGGAAUACAAUCGUCUCACACAUGUAGAGACUGUUCUCGAUCAUGAUCUUCGUGAAAUCAUUACUGUUAUCUAUGAUGAUGCUGGCCUACCAACUCACUUCCUGCCAGCAUCUAACCAUCAUGCAAUGAAUGUGACAUACAGUCCACAAGGGGACAUUCUCACCUGGCAAUAUGGGGACCUUAUGGAGCAGCGUGAAUAUCUGGAUCAUGGCCGCAUCAAGGAACGAGUCUUGAAACCUGCUGGUGUCCAGUAUAGAUACUUCUACAGGCAUGGCUCCAAAAAGCCCACAGAUGUGUUUUUGCCCAGUGGCAAGCAGUAUCUGUUUCACCGUGAUGACAGUGGUCGCCUCAAAUCAGUACAAACUAUGGUGCUUGGUCAUCACCAUUUUCGCACUUUAAUGACUAUUGGACGACACCGACAGCUGUACACAGCACCAGGCAUGACACAGCCAUACAUCACUGAUUAUGACACUAAUGGCAAACUACUAGAGAUCACCUAUCCUAGCCAGCAGCGACACAUUGUUUUUCGCUACAACCAUAUCUUCCAGGUGUCAUUGAUCAUGUUUGACCAGACUCAGAUCCUGCAUGAGUAUCACCCUCUGGCCCACCGAUUAUCCACAGCAGAACUUAUGAGUGACACCUACGACUGCCGCCAGACAUACACCUACAUAAGUGCUCUCAUCAGCAAGACUGUUGUCACAUUUCCUCGUGAUCCACACCUACUCACUGCACGCAUGAGCUUUGAGUAUGACAACAAUUUUCGCCUGACUUCAUCCACACUGCUUCUUUCAAAUAAUAUGAGCUUGUCCUACAACAUGUCCUACCAUGAGAAACUGGAAAACUCGACAUUGACAACAGCAUUCGCUUCAUGCUGCAGAUCAACUAUGACCAGACAGGCCGCAUCCACCAAGUGGCGACGGAGGAUUGGUCAGACAGAUUCACAAGCUGUGGAAUAUAUCUAUGAUAUUGACAACCACUUGACUGAUGUUCUUUUAGAGGGACAAAAUGUUUGGACAUAUUCCUAUGAUCCCAACGGCAACAUCAAGAAGGUAUCAGAGGAUGGCAAGACACGCCACAUGGACUUUGAUGUAGGUGACAAGAUCACAAUGUUCGGGGAACUUUCCUACAAGUACGACGAUGAUGGACUAAUGGCACAGCGAGGCAUGGAUCACGUUGCUUUCAAUCCUUUCGGUCAGCUGGUCACAGUAGCACAGACAGGAUACUACAAGUUUUCCUAUCAGUAUUACAUCAAUGGGCGACUAGCAGUACAGAAGGAUCAGUGGGGCCGGAUCAUGCAGUUCUUUUACGGUAACCCUCAAAAUGAUGAGCUGAUCACACACACCUACAAUCAAACCACAGGGGAGGCCUCACUCUUCCUCUAUGAUGCAGAAGGUGUUCUCAUUGCCAUGCAGAGAUCAGGAAAGAUGUACUACAUAGCCAGCGACCCUAGUCAUACCCCUCUUGUUAUCUAUGAUGAGAGGGGCUAUGUAGUGAAACUGCAGCUACACCCACUUGGACUUCGCAUCACAGAUUCAAACCCCAACUUCGACUUGCCAUUUGGAUUCCAAGGUUCAGUGUACAAUGACCUAACACAGCUGGCAUUCCUGAAAAACAGAGUUUAUGACACUCAUAAUGGCCGUUUUCUAACCCCAGAUUAUGUUGGGGCCUUUGACAAGCUGAACGUUGUGGUUGAGGAUCCAGAGGUGUUGAAUCUCUAUCAGUACCGGUCCAUUGUUAAUCUGCACCUCAAACAAGUGCAGAAGCCUCGAAUGGACUUGGCAGAGUGGCUGACAGCUCUGGGUUAUGACAUUAGCAGCAUUGCACCAGAUGUAUCAUACACUGGAGACGUGAACCCAAAGUCUCCUGGCACCCAGCACCAGCUUUUGAGCUCAUCAUCUGCAUUUGAGUGUACCUUCCAACGUGACAUGCACAACCUUCUGAUGAUGUCUACAGUACCCAGAUCUAAAGUAACGCCACUUCAUCACCUCCCCAAAGAGACAGCUGCCCCUCAUGAGCCCAUCUUCGAUGCAGGAGUGACUGUGUCCUAUAUAGAUGGAAAAGCUUUCAUCAAUAUAGCAGACAUUGCUCAAGAUUGGGCAAAGAACCUGGCCACAAUCCUCCUGAAUGGCUCCAACAUUAUAGACCUGACUUUCACUAUUAGCGGAAAGGACGUUCACUACUUUGUCCGCAACGACCCUGAACAAGCUGAUCGAGACUUGCGGUCUCUGGGCAUUCACAGCACUUUGGUCACGUAUGAAAAUGGCGUCAAUGUAUCAGUUCACCGUAGUCAGCAUGGUCGUCGCAGUGAAGUUGAUGUCAGGGUUCACUCUAACCACACCAUCAUCAACGUUCGCUAUGGGACUAACAUUGAUCAUGAGCGGAAGAGAAUUCUGCACCAUGCGUAUGAGCGUGCUGUGAAGCAUGCCUGGCAGAGGGAGAAGCAUCUGCUGCAGCAUUCGCUCCCUUCGUAUCACACCUGGUCUUCAAGUGAAAUCAAAGAGCUGGCGAUGCUAGGACAGGUGACAGGUUAUGUGGGUCAGUACAUCCUUACACCUGACCAGUACCCAGAGCUGGCUGACGACUGCAAUAACAUUCGAUUUGUCAAAGAGUCUAGGUAGCACUAAGCCUGCUGACACACAAGUAAAACCCCUGGCUUUAUCAUUCUGCUACUUACAGAUUGAACUUUGUUAAAAGUUGAAUGGCUAGCUGAGCAAAUUUCACAGUUACAUGAUCCAAAAACAUAUUUCCCCCAGAUUAACUUGAUUGUUUGAUAUUUUUUUCGUGGAUUGCAGUCAGAGGAAAUGAACUUGUUAGGAAGAAGCAAGACAAUUCUCAAGACACUUUGUUGCAUUGUCACUUGAGUGGUGUCCCUUACCCAAACUUGGCAAAAUUAAGUGAAGUAGGAUGUAUCUUUGAAGCCUACACUAUGGACUUGUUGAGGUGGUGGACCUUGAGUUACAUUGGACAAUCAAGAACUGGUAAUGGAUUUAUUUGAAGGUAUCUUCAAAAUGUCUCUCAACCUAGUGUACACUUGAGCAGAGCUCCUCUCGUCAAAGUGUAAAACGUUACCUUUACCCCUUUACAUAAUAGCUGGAAAUGCUAUUCUCUUUGGAUUGUUUUGACUAAACAUGUGAAAACUCUCGACCAUCUUGGUAAAUACCAUAUAUCAUAUAGAACAAGAAACAAACUGACACUGGUUUUAUUUCAUGGAGGCUUGUACAUGCUGAUAAAAGAUGACAAGCACUUCACUAUCAUACCAUUCAGCAUCAGACCUUAGCUGAGGUCAAGACCGCUCACUAAAUCAUUGCAUUGCAUCUAUGAUUGACUUCUUUCAAGUUUCUCAUAACCUGGUCCAUUCAUUUAACUUCAUGAGUUUUGGGGUUUUCUUCAGAUUCUUCAUCUCUUUACCCUCUGACAGAACAUUCCAUACCAAGAUGGACAGCAUGGUCUGAUUUUGUUAGCAGCAAAGUCUGAUGGAAGGGGUGUGGUAAAAUAUGUUUUAUUUCAUUUAUGCACUCUUUGCCUCCAAAAGCCUGGAGUUAUGAGUGAUUGGCAAUGGGGCAAGGUGCCACAGACUGUACUGUAACCCUCAUCUUUUUGAUUUUAUUUCUAAAAACCCUUAAAAAAGCAUUUCGUUGUCCUGAGUAGGAAGCAUACAUGCGUUACAUUCAUGAUGUAACUAACUAAAUAUUGCUUAUCCUCCAUUAGGGUGUCUUCUUGAUCCUCUCCGCUUAAGUUGUAAUGGUUGCUAAGGGCUGGAGAAGUAAAAUGACAGGAAAAAAUGCCAAGCCAGUUUAUUUUGGUUUUUUUUUUUUUUUUUAAGCUCGACAUAUGACUUUCAUCAUCAAAAGUCUCAUUCAAAAGCUAGAACAUAUAGGAAAUAUUUGGUAAGCCAUAAAAUAUAAGAUGAGGCAAGUUAGGCCAAUGUGUAACUAUCAGUUAUUUCUCUUAAUGUGUCUUCUCACUUGUAAAACUUAAUACAAUUUUGUGUGGACAAUUGCAAAGUGCGAAUGCUUGAGUACAAUGUCACAUGUCAGUUGGUGUUGACUAUGCAUAAUCAUGACGUGGACUGUUUCUUUUUUGCCAGAGUGACUGCCAUUCCCUAAAAGGCAGACCAUUUUACUGAGGAAAAGUCACACAUUUACUGUAGAAUUAUUGUUAGCUAAUGUUCCUCAGUGCAUGUGCAAUCUCAAGUUUUGCUCACAAGCUAAUUGUGAGAGCAAACAUUGUGUGCAAUCUUACACAUUUUUGAGGAUGAAGUAUUCUUCAUGCCAGCUCCUUUUUAUCAUAAUGCUUUGAAAACAGAGUUAUGCAUCAUGUAAACUGAUGGACAAAGCAUUCAAAGGAAGAACAUUCAUUAAGUUGACAGUGACUGUCACAUGUCGUGUAACACUUAGGACCUGGAGAACUUUGUGGAGUGGAAACAAUUUGUUCAAUGGAUUGGAGGCUUCAUAAAAACUUUUGUCUGGAUGCAAGGUGUUUUGCAGACAUACCAAUGUUUGUCAAAGGUCUGAUUUAUCAAAAUGUUUAACUUUCCAUGUUUGUGCAGACAUUUUUUUUAUUUUUGUGACUGGCUUAACACUGUGUGUAAACUCGUCAACACAAGUGACAAUGCCUCUAUGGAAGUCAUAGGAAAAUGUCAUUGACGCCAUUAAAACAAUUACAGAUUGGCAUAUUCCUUUCCAACUGUUUAGUGUGUUCAACAUUUCUGGUAACACAGAUUAUAUUUAGCAUUAUUUCUUCAGUGGUUUAGCUCAACCAUGUCCCAUUCUGGGUGUAUUGUUUUCUUUGUGCAAUGGCUGGUCUGAUGACCCAUGUGCAUGUGGCAUCAUUCUUUUAAUGUGCUCUUGCAUAGGUGGUCCUGCGGGAUUGAUUCCAGUCAACUGGAGGACACUGCUGGUGCUAUUUGCUUUCCUCGAUGGCUUUACUUGUACUUGUUGAGCAGGCAAAAGUGUGAUGCAGACAGCAAUCAAACUCAUCAGGGUUUUUUUGAUUUUUUGAAGGGUUAAGUAAUCUCAGAUUUUAUAAGCAAGGAUUAAAUUUGCUUUUUUUUCUGAGAUGCAAAUUUAUGCUGAGGAAAAUAAAAAACGUGAAAUAGCUUUACCAAAGAAACAGGGCUAUAUCAAAAUGGAAGCAAAGUAUGCUGCACUUCAUUUUUUUUGUGUUGUGUGGUGCUGUCACAGUGACUCCCUGUUUAAACGACCCAAUCAGAACAUACCCUGUGGCAUUCCCAUUUCCUAGUGUUCAACAGAUCUGAGGCUGGGGGAUCAGUCACAUGUCUAUAUCUUAGGAGAGCACAAUGGAGAAGAUGCUUUGGAAAAGAGAUGUGUUGUAAAGAGAUACUUUAUAACUAAGGCAAGUUGAGAUUAAAGAAGGCUAGCACCUUUCUCUACGCAGAUACAGAGUCUAAAGUAAGGUAAUGCCCUAACAUCACAUAAAUCCCCAAACUUUGUGUUGCUGUUCAUAUGCGAUGUCAGAUCAUAGUCAUUCCAGCUCUCCAGCCUCAACUUUCUGAGUUUAGUAAGAUUCUUCUUACAAAUUUACGACUAAUAUGAGGUUCUGGUCUUAAUGCUGUUUUUCACAGAUGGCUUCCUCCUAUAAUUUGUGUGAAAAACAUUUUGGGGGUUUUGUAUUGCUAGUAGUGCCAUUAAUGUUAGGCUGGGACAACCAUCUUUUGGUGGCCAUUUCAUCACAGCAGUUUUUCAUAGGUCAUUCCUUGAGAUAACGUGAAUCAGAGGCUCAUUGUGGUGUUACAUAUGUUAAGUAGAUAUAUUGUCCUGUGACAAUCAGUGGACAAAGUGUCUUUUCAUUGCACAAAUUUAAGACAGGUUUUGGUGAAAACACAUCUGCAGUAACAAUACGUAUACUGUACAUGAGAUAAAAGAGGCUCGUGUUGGCCCAUUGGAUCCAUUAAAAUGUUACUGCUUUGGUUUUCUUGUGCAUAUAACUGUUUUCCUGUUUUGAAGUUUCAUCUUUUUGAGACUUUGUACUGUGAGGGACUUUGUACGUUGGUUUGCAAAAGAGCAUGAGUGCAUGGAAGAAUAAGUGUAAUUUUUUUUUUUUAAUUGAUCAAAACUUGACAUGCAGGGUCGAGUUGAAAGAGUGGGCAGACAUUCAGAAUCAGCUUGUUGACAUUCAUGUGAAGAAUUUUGAUUGAAUUCUCAUUCUGUCAUACUCUAACAAGCUUAGGGCUUUGUCUCAUCAAACAUUAUGAUUCACCUUUGGAAGUUUUUGUUCCUUUUAACAUAUCACAUGUACCAUACAGAUGUUGGGCCAGUUGGUGACUGCCUCAUAUUCAACACUGUGUUCAAAUUUAGUUACAUCUCAUUGUGUUUUUUUAAGUACAAGUUAUUUGCUUUUUUUUUUUUUAACCAAGACAGUCCUCUAAGCUAGCAUAGUGCAAACAUUGGUACAUACACUUUUUAAAAAACUAGAUGAUCCAGCAGUAUUUUUUUCUUGCCUGUUUUGGAAAAAAAAUAUUUGUUUAUCAAGAAGCAUAAUUUCUUUGGUUCAUGUGAACAUAAAGAUUACUGUGCCAAAUAGCACAUAAUAAGAAAUAUUUCUUUCUCCUUCAGAUUGCAAUAUUCUUUUCAGUAAACUUCUUUACUGUCAUAGAAACAACUGCCUUUCUUAUGUUUUGACUUUCAAGUCCCGAAUAUAUCUUUAUAUCAUUCAUGAGAUCUGUACUGUUCAAAAUGCUUUCGAGUCAAACAUAGCUUUAUUUGUGGUUCAAAGUGACAAACAUUAAUGCAAGUCAGUUUUGACGUUACAAAAUAGUCUGUGCCAAAUAGGUCUCAUUUAGGCAUCAUCUAUUUAUUUCAUAUUCCGCUCACUUGAUUUUUCCAUCUGUACAUUUUCUGCACACACUGCAAAGUCAUCUGGCUUAUUCUGUGUGAUCACUUUGUCGAUAGGUUUUGCAGGAUUUAUUUUGGGUUUUUUCCCCUAUUAUACCAAUACUGUUUUGACAUUUAUGUCUACCAAGUUUUAAAAAAUGAUGAUAUUACACUUGGAAUUGUGUAUAUAUUGUAUAGACUAAUUACAGAUUGACUCAGUUUUGUCUGUGUAUUGUAAAUGUUCUGGAGUACUGUAGUGGUGGUCUCUGCAUGUUGACUGUGGGCUCAGAUGUUGUGCCCGUAUGCAAAAGAUCUCUGAAUCGCUGAAACAGAGAUUAUGUUUGUAUUAGAAGACCACCUGAAAAAUCAACCCGCUGCUGGGUUGAGAGACGAUGAUCGAAAGUUAAGGCAGACCUCUAUAAUGAAGAGGAAGCCAUGGUGUACAACUGUCCCACGUUUCCUGUCCUGUCCUCUCAAUGCAGACAUUUUUAAACUAAAAAUGAAGAAAAGAACAACUUUAGGAUUUGAUGCGAAGACUCACUGUGCUGACUAGAUUCACCAUAUUUAAGAUGUUUCUUUUUAUGCAUCUAAAUUGUAAAAGUUGUUUCCUGUUUGACUUUAAAAGAGUUGUUUAAAGAUAGCAAAACUUGCAAAUUUUCCAAGGUAUGUAAAUAGUUCUAGUUCUCUCACUUUCUCGGUGAGAAAUCAAAACUUUUUAUCUCAAGGAAGCAGUCUGGGGAAGUUGCAGAUGCGGAAAUGGGCCAAAACUGGGAUUGAAAUGAAAUGAUUAUGAUGGUUGCAGGAGAAUAAGGCAGUCUUUUGGGGAGAAAUAAUUUUACAGUACCACUUUGCAAUUCAUCACGUUCUAAAGAUGCUGUUUUGUUGCAGGCAACCUUACGCAUUUUGUGUGCUUUUAUGUUGCAGAUGUGGUUCAUCACAAGAUCUGUACAAAAUGCAAUAUUUAUCAAUGAAUGCAACAUGUACUUUUUUGUAUAUCAAAAAAAUAAUAAAAUUGAUGAGAAUUGC